AUGGUAAUCAGCAAAUCAGGAUCUCAGUACAAGCUCACAUAUGAUGCAAAAUGUGAUAUUUUUGGAGCCGUAUGGCGAGUUUUAGGAGCCAACAGCUCUGCUCAAAGAGUAUUUGGUGAAGCCUCUGGGUUUUCCCUUAUCCUAACAACACUUCAUAGUUUCCAUGGAGAUAAAGGCCACGUCAGCCAGUCCUCAUCAACAGUCUGCAUGAAAGUUUUCACAUAUAUGUUACGUGUCAUAACUUGUGGAACAUCCAACAAUGCUGUUAAUAGAACAAAACUACAUGCGAUUAUAUCUUCACAUACUUUCUGUGAUGUUCUAUCCGAAUCUGGAUUGAUCUGUAUGGAGUAUGAAAAGCAAGUGAUGCAGUUGUUCUUUGAACUUGCUCUUGAGAUUCUCCUUCCACCCUCCUUCAAACCAGAAACUAGUGAAGCAUCUGAUGAUCUUGACAACGUCUCUAGUACUUUCCGAAUAAUCACACCAUCAGCUUCAGUUCAUCAUGAUAAGCACCACAUAUAUAAUGCUGCUGCAGUGAAGGUUCUCAUCCGUUUAUUGCUGCUUUUUAGUCCAAAACUUCAAGUGGAGUUUUUGAAACUUCUAGAAGAACUUGCUCGUGCUAGCUCUUUUAACCAGGAAAGCCUUACCUCUGCAGGUUGUGUGGAACUUCUUCUUGAGACAAUAUAUUCUUUUCUUUCUGGUUCAUCCUCUCUACUUCCCCAUGCUUUAAGAAUCAUUGAAGUACUUGGGGCGUAUAGGUUGACAUCAGCAGAGCUUCGAGUGAUUAUAAGAUAUAUUUUGCAAGUGAAACAGAUGAAAUUGGGUCAGACUCUUGUUGAUAUGAUGGAGAGGUUUACAGAUUCAGAAAGCAUUCCUCUUGCAGCGUUUAUAGAGAUGGAUAUGAGCAAAUCGGGGCAUGCUUGUAUUCAAGUACCAUUAGGCGAGAGGUCAUGGCCCCCUGCUGCUGGUUACUCAUUUGUUUGUUGGUUUCAGUAUCAAAACUUGUUGAAAUCAGAUGCCACAACAACAGGUCAACAAGUCAUGCGAAUAUUCUCUGUUGGUGGUACAGAUGUUAGUAGUAACAAUAUGUUCUAUGCAGAGAUUUAUCUUCAAGAUGAUGGAACAUUAACCCUAGCAACCAGCCAUUCGUCUUCAUUAUCUUUUUCAGGAUUAGAUAUAGACGAGUACAGAUGGCAUCAUCUUGCUGUGGUACACAGCAAACCGAAUGCAUUAGCUGGACUAUUUCAAGCUAGUGUUUCACAUGUGUAUCUUAAUGGAAAACUUAGACACACAGGUAGAUUAGGCUACUCUCCAACAUCUUCUGGGAAGUCUCUCCAGGUAACAAUCGGGACACCGGUUGCUUGUGCAAGGGUCAGUGACCUGUCAUGGAAAAUCCGGUCUUGCUAUCUGUUUGAAGAAGUAUUGACACCUGGUUCUAUUUUCUUUAUGUAUAUUCUCGGCAGAGGGUAUAGGGGUCUUUUCCAAGACACAAAUUUGUUACAGUUUCUCCCAAACCAGGCUUGUGGUGGUGGAAGUAUGUCCAUUUUAGAUUCCCUUGAAACUGAUUUGGCAUUGGCUUCUUCUUCCAACACACAGAAGCCCGAGAGUGCUAAUAAGCAAGACACCUCUAAAACCGAUCGCAGUGGCAUUGUUUGGGAUCUUGAAAUAUUAAGAAAUUUCUCGCUACAGCUUUCUGGAAAAAAACUAAUAUUUUCAUUCGAUGGAACAUGUACAGAAGCUUUCAAAGUAUCCGGAACCUUGUCAAUGCUCAAUUUAGUUGAUCCAUUGUCAGCUGCUGCUUCACCAAUCGGAGGUAUACCGCGAUAUGGACGCCUUCAUGGAGAUAUUUAUGUAUGCAAACAUUCUACAAUAGGCGAAACAAUGCGUCCCAUUGGUGGAAUAGCCCUUAUUUUAGCCCUUGUUCAAGUAGCUGAAACCAGAGACAUGCUGCAUAUGGCGCUAACACUUUUUUCUUGUGCACUUCUCCAAAAUCCUCAGAAUGUCAGAGACAUGCAAUCAUAUAGAGGAUACCACUUGCUAGCACUUUUACUACAUCCAAAAAUGUCACUAUUCGACAUGCAUUCACUCGACAUCUUUUUCCAGAUAGCUGCUUGUGAGGCUUCAUUUCAUGGACCAAAAAAGUUGGAAAAAACUAAUAAUAUGUCACCUGUUGAGCCUGUCAAAGAAGCCAGCUUUGAGGACCUGUCAAAGUUUCAUGAUGAUGCUUCUUCUGGUGGUUCACAUGGAGAUAUGGAUGAUUUUUUAGGGAAUAAAGAUGCUUUCAGUCAUAUCUCAGAACUCGAUAUAAAUGUCGACUUACCAACAGAAAUAUCAAACUGUGUUGUUCUUUCAAACCCAGAUAUGGUUGAACAUGUGUUACUAGAUUGGACUUUGUGGGUAGCAGCAACAGUUCCAAUACAAAUUUCCCUUCUGGGAUUUCUUGAAAAUCUAGUUUCAAUGCAUUGGUAUCGAAACCAUAAUCUUACAGUUUUGCGUAGGAUAAACCUUGUUCAGCAUCUGUUAGUGACACUUCACAGGGGUGAUGUUGAAGUUCCUGUGUUAGAAAAGUUAGUCACUCUGCUAGGAGUGAUUUUGAAAGAUGGGUUUUUGGUUUCUGAACUGGAACAUGUUGUUAGGUUUGUGAUCAUGACCUUUGAUCCACCGGAGCUGACAUCAAGAAAUGAGAUUUUAAGAGAAUCAAUGGGGAAACACAUUAUUGUUAGAAACAUGCUGCUUGAGAUGCUAAUUGAUCUAGUAGUGACCAUUACAUCAGAAGAGCUUCUUGAACAAUGGCAUAAGAUUGUCUCCUCCAAGUUGAUAACUUACUUUUUUGAUGAAGCAGUUCAUCCUACAACUAUGAGGUGGGUGAUGACUCUUCUUGGUGUGUGCCUCACUUCUUCUCCUACUUUUUCUGUCAAGUUUCGGACAGGUGGCGGGUACCAAGGUCUGGUGAGGGUGCUUCCUAGCUUCUAUGAUUCCCCUGAUAUAUAUUACAUACUGUUUUGUCUCAUAUUUGGGAAACCCGUUUAUCCAAGAUUACCUGAAGUUCGUUUGCUGGACUUUCAUGCCCUUAUGCCAAGUGAUGGAAGUCAUACAGAGUUGAAAUUUCUUGAACUUUUAGAUUCUGUGAUUGCCAUGGCGAAAUCCACAUUUGAUAAGUUGUCCAUUCGAACAAUGAUUGCCUAUGAAACUGGUGCUGCUGGGCUUGUUGCAGAGCUUGUGGAUGCAUGUACAGAGAUGACAGGAGAGCUUCAGGGUGAAGCUUUGAUGCACAAAACUUAUGCUGCCAGGAUUAUGGGUGGAGAUGCUUCUGCUCCUGCUGCUGCAACUUCUGUCCUAAGGUUCAUGGUUGAUCUUGCCAAAAUCUGUCCUCCUUUUUCUGCUGUGUGCAGGAGAGCUGAAUUUCUUGAGAAGUGUGUGGAUCUUUAUUUCUCUUGUGUCAGGUCGGCUCAUGCUGUGAAGAUGGCAAAAAAGCUGACAGUGAAGUCAGAAGACAAAAAUCUAAAUGAGUGUGAUGAAAGUCCUAGUUCUCACUAUAGCUUGCCACUUGAUCAGGAACACUAUUCUAAAACCUCCAUAAGUCUUGGAAGCUUCCCUCCAGGCACAAGUUCUGAAGAUGCUCCUGUUGCUGCCACAACCAAUUCCGAUGGAUAUCAACCAAAUAACAUAACCUCGUCCCCACUGGAAUCACACAAGCCGGUUGAAGUAGCUGAUCAAAUGUCCACUGCGGAAUCUGACACUAAGGAUUUCAGUUUCCAUGAUCAGAAAACCACUCCGGAAUCAGACAAGCCGGUUGAAGAAGUUGAUCAGGUGCCCAUUGCAGAAUCCGACACUCAAGAUUUCAGUUUCCAUGAUCGGAAAACCACUCCGGAAUCAGACAAACCGGUUGAAGUAGUUGACCAAGUGUCCAUUGCAGAUUCUGACACUAAAAUUUUCAGCUUAGAUGAUCAGAAAACCACCCCGGAAUCAGACAAGCCAGUUGAAGUAGUUGACCAAGUGUCCACUACAGAAUCCGACACUAAAGAUUUUAGUUUCCAUAGUCGCAAAACUACUCGCCAAGGAAGUUCACUGAGUUGUGUGUCGUUAAACAUAUUUGAUUCUCCAUAUUUAUCAGAAAAAACCACCGGGGUCCACAAAGCACAAUCUUCAUCACAACUUUUUGCAAUGAGUUCAUGGCAAAGUCCCAAUUUCAACGAAUCAAAACCCAAGUUAGCUCCAUCUCCUUCCAUGGCAUCUUCUGUAUCCAUGACUCUAUCUCUAAACGAAUACGAUACAUCUUCAGACUCCAAACGAACAACCCAACUACAAAAUCCCACAGACACAUACUUCCCAAUCAACCCACUUCUGUUACUCGAUGCAGAUGAUUCCGGUUAUGGAGAUGGUCCCUGUUCAGCAGGAGCAACUGCCAUUCUGGAUUUCAUGGCAGAAGUUCUUUCCGAUGUUGUAACCAACCAAUUAAAAGCUACAGCAGCAAUCGAAACCAUUUUGGAAAACGGCCCUUUGUACAUUGAUGCUGAAUCUUUAUUAGUUUUUCAAGGUUUGUGUCUUAGCAGACUGAUGAACUUUCUAGAAAGACGAAUCUUGCGUGACGAUGAAGAAGACGAUAAGAAACUUGACAAGGUGCGAUGGUCAUCGAAUUUAGACGCAUUAUGUGUUAUGAUUGUUGACCGUGUUUACAUGGGCGCGUUUCCGGAACCUUCCGGAGUACUCAAAACCCUUGAGUUUUUAUUGUCGAUGCUGCAGUUAGCAAAUAAAGACGGUAGAAUCGAACAAGCAGGCCCACCCGGGAAAGGAAUCUUAUCAAUAGGGAGAUCAAAACAACUCGAUGCUUAUAUACUUUCGAUGUUUAAAAACAUGAAUCGAACGAUUAUGUACUGUUUUCAUCCACAGUUCUUGAUCUCAGUUGGAGAAGAUGAACUUUUAUCACGCCUUGGUUUGCAAAUCGAACAGAAACAAAGAUUGGUUUUCCAUGGAUCUGAAGAUGGAGUGAUUGAUAUCAGCACAGUGUUGCAAGUACUUGUGGCUCAUAAACGAUUAAUUUUCUGCCCUAGUAACCCCGAUAACGAUCUAAAUUGCUGUCUGUGUAUAAACUUAACAUCUCUUUUACAUGAUCAUAGACAAAACGCACAAAACUCAGCAGUUGAGAUUCUCAAAUAUCUUCUGCUUUACCGGAAAACCGCUUUGGAAGACCUUCUAGCCUCGAAACCGAACCAAGGCCCGGUUUUGGAUGCUUUUCAUGGUGGUUUUGACAGACUUGUGACAGGGACAACAUCGUCUUUUUUCGAUUGGUUCAACACAUCUGAGCUUCUCGUUAGCAAGACGUUAGAACAAGGUGCUGCAAUCAUGUGGGUCCAGUAUAUCUCUGGGUCUGUAAAGUUCCCGGGAGUUAGAAUAAAAAACAUGGAUGCUCGUCGGAAAAAAGAGAUUGCUAAAAAGUCAAAGGAGUCGAGAAAGUUUGACCAAAGACAUUGGGAACAAAUAAACGAAAGAAGAAUCGCAUUGGAAUCGGUUUGUGAUCAAAUGUGUACAGAAUUGAGAGUCGUGAGACAAGAUAAAAACGGAUGGGUGCUCCAUGCUGAAAGUGAAUGGCAAACACAUUUACAACAACUUGUACAUGAAAGGGGUAUUUUCCCAGUUCUCAAAUCGGUUUCAAUCGAAGAGCCCAACUGGCAGCUUUGUCCAAUCGAAGGUCCGUAUCGAAUGCGGAAAAAGAUCGAACGGUGUAAAUUAAAAUUCGACAUGAUUGAAACGAUUUUAAACGGGGAGUUUGAAGGUGGAAGAGAGUUUUUGUUGACUAGGGAGAAAGACGAAAUUGACCUCGGUGGGUCUGAUUUUUUACCUCAUGAAUUGUUCGAUGAGGAGUUGUAUGAUGAUUCGGUUUUUAAAGAAUCUGACAAUGUGAAAGACGCGGGGUCCACUAGAAUCGGGUGGAAUGAUGGAAGAGACAGAGAUGACAGUGUUUAUGAAGCAAGCGUACAUUCAGCUGCAGAAUUCAGUAUCAAAUCAAGUACACUCGCUCCGCCUUCAUUGAGAAGGGAUGCUUCGAUAGUUUCUGAAAACGUUCGAAUAACAACAACAGAGGAGAAAGUUGAGAAAGAAGUAAGUGACAAUGGGGAGCAUUUGAUUAGACCUUAUCUUGAACAUAACGAGAAAAUAAAAUCAAAAUAUAAUUGCGAAAGAGUCGUGAGUCUUGAUAAACAUGAUGGGGUGUUUCUAAUAGGAGAACGUUCCCUUUACAUUAUCGAGAACUUCUACAUCGAUGAUUCCGGAUGCAUAUGUGAAAAAGAAAGUGAAGAUGAUAUCUCGGUUAUCGAUCGAGCUUUGGGGGUUAAAAAAGACGCGUCUUUAAGCAUGACAAAUUCGAUGAUGUCAUGGGACACGAAUGGGAAAGUGUCCACUGGGGGCAGGGCGUGGGCCCACAAUAGUGGGGCAUGGGGGAGGGACAAGGCCAUUAAUAGUAGCAAUGUACCUCAUUUAUGGCGGAUGUGGAAGGUUAAUACUGUCCAGGAGAUUUCAAAACGUGAUUACCAGUUACGUCCUGUUGCUGUUGAAAUAUUCAGCAUGGAUGGAUGUAAUGAUCUUCUUGUAUUCCAUAAAAAAGAGAGGGAGGAAGUUUUUAAAAAUCUGAAUGCAAUCAAUCUUCCGAAAAACACCAUGUUGGACCCGACAAUUUCAGGAGCUGUGAAACAGGAAAGCACGUUUAAGAUUAUGGAGAAAUCAUUCUCCAAGAUGUGGCAAAAUGGGGAAAUUAGUAAUUUCCAGUACUUGAUGCAUGUGAAUACACUUGCGGGCCGGGGGUAUAGUGAUCUUACUCAAUAUCCGGUUUUCCCUUGGAUUUUAUCGGAUUAUGAGAAUGAGAAUUUGGACUUCACCAAUCCGGAAACGUUCCGGAAGCUUGACAAGCCUAUGGGAUGCCAAACAAUGGAGGGGGAAUUGGAAUUCAAGAAAAGGUUUGACAGCUGGGAUGAUCCAGAGAUUCCCAAGUUUCAUUACGGGUCCCACUAUUCUAGUGCUGGAAUCGUGCUGUUCUAUCUGAUAAGGCUGCCUCCAUUUAGUUCAGAAAAUCAAAAGCUUCAGGGGGGGCAGUUUGACCAUGCUGACCGACUUUUCCAUAACAUACAUGAUACAUGGUCAAGUGCUGCUGGAAAAUCCAACACCUCAGAUGUUAAGGAAUUGAUCCCAGAAUUCUUUUAUCUGCCAGAAUUCUUGGAAAACCGUUUUCAUCUUGACCUCGGGGAGAAACAAUCUGGAGAAAAGAUUGGAGAUGUGGGAUUGCCUCCUUGGGCCAAAGGUAGUGCUAGAGAGUUCAUCAAGAAGCAUAGAGAGGCUCUGGAAUCUGAUUAUGUUUCAGAGAAUUUGCAUCACUGGAUCGAUCUUAUAUUUGGUUACAAACAACGAGGGAAGGCGGCUGAGGAAGCAGUUAAUGUUUUUUACCAUUACACAUACGAGGGAAGCGUAGACAUAGACGCAGUAGCCGAUCCCUCGAUGAAAGCCGCAAUUCUGGCUCAGAUUAACCACUUCGGUCAAACACCGAAGCAGAUUUUCCACAGGCCUCACGUGAAAAGAAAAACCGAUCGAAAACACCCCCUUAAUCCCCUCAAAUUCUCCCCACGUCUCAACCCACACGAGAUCCGUAAGAUGACGCCACCAAUCGCCCAAAUCGUCACCCUAAACGAUAAGAUUCUAACAGUGGGCCCAAACAACUUUAUCAAGCCCAGAACCUUCACCAAAUACGUCGCCUGGGGUUUCCCGGAUCGGAGCUUAAGAUUCAUGAGCUACGAUCAAGACCGCCUCCUAUCCACCCAUGAAAACCUUCAUGGCGGCCAUCAGAUCCAGUGCGCGAGUGCCAGCCACGACGGUCAACUGUUAGUCACCGGCGCCGACGACGGGAUGGUGUGCGUGUGGCGGAUUGGAAGCUACUGUGGGCCCCGCGCACCGCGAAGUUUAAACCUACAGCAGUCGCUUUGCGCCCACACCGCUAAGAUCACACGGAUCUACAUCUCCCAACCCUACAUGAUGAUUGUCAGCGGUUCCGACGACUGCACCGUCAUCAUGUGGGAUUUGAGUUCGUUAGUUUUUCUCCGGCAGCUUCCGGAAUUCCCUUUCCCGAUCUCUGCUCUGUACAUGAACGAUUUGACCGGAGAAAUCGUGACUGCCGCCGGUGUUUUGCUGGCGGUUUGGAGUGUGAACGGAGACUGUCUAGCGGUGGUGAACACGUCUCAGCUUCCGUCUGAUUUGAUUCUGUCGGUGGCGACUUGUACGUUUUCCGAUUGGGUGGAAACGAACUGGUACAUAUCGGGUCAUCAAAGUGGGGCGAUUAAGGUAUGGCAAAUGGUUCAUAACUGUUCGGAGACUGCCCGAACUGCCCACAAGCAUCCUUCUGCUCAAGUGCAUUGUGGGUUAGGGAUUAGAGGGGGUAAAGUGCCUGAAUAUACGUUGGUGCUGCACAAGGUGCUUAAGGGGCAUAACCACCCGGUUACUGCACUUCAUCUUUCAAGUGACUUGAAGUUGUUGUUGAGUGGUGAUUCAGACGGGCAUUUGUUUUCUUGGACAUUGCCCGAUGAGACCUUAAGAAAUUCUAUUAAAUGGGGGUGA
Molecule: messenger RNA, 8592 nt
Organism: Lactuca virosa
Lineage: Eukaryota; Viridiplantae; Streptophyta; Magnoliopsida; Asterales; Asteraceae
Source: the annotation of a GenBank genome assembly